Parus major (Great Tit) is the source of this 6005-nucleotide messenger RNA. It is a transcript of the gene IFNGR1, whose product is annotated as interferon gamma receptor 1. NCBI's taxonomy places the organism in Eukaryota, Metazoa, Chordata, Aves, Passeriformes, Paridae. The transcript has 7 exons. The coding region runs from base 64 to 1404 and encodes 446 amino acids. The record is from RefSeq and is a predicted model, not a curated record. Gene Ontology annotation, cellular component: membrane. Gene Ontology annotation, molecular function: cytokine receptor activity; cytokine binding.
CCCGGCCCCGCCGCCGUGUCGUGGCGCGCCGGCGGCGCGCUGGUGACAUCAGCCCCCGUUAGGAUGUUCGCGCAUUUCGGCACGCCAAGCCAGAGCGGUGUGUGUGCGCCGGACGGGCCUGCUCCGCUGUGCUUUAUGGCUUCGUGUGGCCAAAGAAGUAGAGAAACCGGGAAUCUCGUGCCUUCACCAACAGAGCUUGUAGUGACAUCUGAAAAUUUCAAAUCAGUUUUGCAUUGGCAGUACCCACCUGUGUCUGAAACCCCUCGUUUUAUUGUGGAAAUCAAGCCUAACAAUUUAGGUUACUAUAAGAAAAUCUCAACCUGUAUGAACACUACAGAUCAUUUUUGUGAUUUCUCAAAGGAAAUAUAUGACCCUUAUUUAUCUCACUGGCUUCGAGUUAAAGCUAUUGUUGGCUCACAACAGUCUGAGUAUGUUGAGUCAAAGGAGUUUAUUUUGCAAAGGCAUGGAAAAAUAGGACCACCAAAACUGAGUCUCUCAAGACAUGGUGAUAAAAUCACGGUUGAUAUUUACCAUUCUGUAUUCCCUCUUUCUUGUAUUGAAGACAUUUAUUCAAAGCUUGAGUAUUUGGCGAUUGUUUGGGAUAGUAAAAAUAAGACUGAAGAGCUCUAUGUGGACAACUGUACAAUGCAUAAGUGCAGCCUCAAAAUCCCAAUUUCUACUGAAAAUUCUACUUACUGUGUUUCAGCAACAGGAAUUUUUGAUAAUCUGAUGUUUGGCACUCCAUCAGAGGAAAGUUGCAUUUCUGUUCCUCUUAAGCAGACAUCAAGUACACAUGGUAUCAUCAUUGUGUGCGUUGUUAUUGGGAUCUUGACUGUAUUAUUUUCGGUGUAUUAUGGCUGCAAAAAACUAAGGAAAGACAACAUACAGCUGCCAAAGUCAUUGGUCAUUGUGAUGAGAAACCUGAACACAGGCACCUUACUGGGACCGAGGUCAGACGGGAAGUAUAUAUCCGUAAUUAGCUUCCCGUCGAGCCACUCGGAGUUGCCAGUGAAUGGUGAAGUAACCUUGCUGGUCACAGAGCCAGAAGAACAAACUGUUAGUCCUACGAAUUCCUGUGAUGGAGAAUCUUCUGUCCCAUCCCCAGAGCCACCAGCCAAUGUAGAAGAGGUGCCUGUUCAGGAAAGCACAGAGGAGGUCUCUUCUGAUGCUGAAGAACAAAACUGUGGGGUAAAAGAGAAUUACUUCAUUUCUGACAGUAGCCAAAUGGAUAUCUGCAAUGAGUCUUCAGGGUCAGAGAUCUCUACCACAGAAAGACAGCAAACGGUGAUUCCAAGCAGCUGCUUCAAGUUUUCUGGCUAUGACAAGCCUCAUGUUCCAUUAGAUAUGUUGAUGAUAGAUGUUGGUGAAGAGCAGCCUGUGAAUGCUUACAGGCCAACUGAGUAGGCAGGAUAACUGAAGUGCCUAACCACAACUCAGAAGAGCAUUACUGAAGGUUUUGGAAAGUGUGGGUUAAAUUGUGAUUAUCUACAAGUUGUACUUGUUCUGGUCAGUAAACAAUUGAAAAUAGUAUCUGAAAAUGGCAUAAAAAAUGUGGGGAAAUUUAAUAGUAACCACUUUUUGAAAUGCUUUUGUAUAUGAUAUAACUCAUUAUUUCCUAUUUGAAAUAGUGCUGUGUUUUUUAACAAUACUCUAUAGAAAAUAUACCAUCGACUAUAAAACACCAGCUGUACCAUUAUGCACUUCUGCUUCAAAUCUUGCUCAAAAUCAGUUCAACAAACAUAAUGCUUAAAAAAUCCUGCACUUGAUUAUGAUGGAUGUGUGUAAGAAAUGUUUGAGAAUUUUUACUAUUAUUGGAGGUAUCUUCUCACUUACAUUUUUUCUUUUGAAGAGUAUUUUUAUAUUAAAUGCUCCUAUUUUCUUUUAAAUAAGACUGUGCCUAUAAACUCUUCCUGUAUAUCUUAGGAAUUUGAUUGUGUGUCAGAGAAGUAAGAAGUAAUGGCCAUAAACUAAGAACACAAGAAGUUCACCUCAGCAUGAGGAAGAACUUCUUUGCAUUGAGGGUGGGUGGCAGAGCCCUGGCACAGGCUGCCCAGGGGGAUCACUGAGUCUCCCUCUCUGGAGACAUUCUAAACCCACCUGCACUCAUUCCUGUGUCACCUGCUCUAGGUGACCCUGCCUUACCAGGGUGUUGCACUGGGUGGUUUCCAGAGGUUACUUCCAACCCUAACAAUUCUGUGAAAGUACCAGUUAUUUGUAGUCUUUGCUGCUAACUUCAGUAUAGCAGCUCCCAUUUGGAUCACCUUGUGACCUGAGUAACCAUGUCCCAUUCUGGCAGAAUCUAUUAGUAAGCUGACUGAUCAUCACUGGGGGAAAAAAGUCUAAUGGGUAGUUGCACAAAUUCCUUAGAAAAUGCCCUCAAAAUUCAAAAGCCUGGUUUCUUAUAUUAUUCUAUUCCAUUAUUCUAUUCUUCUUCUAUUUAUUCUAUUUUUAUCCUAAUUAUUAGAACAAUAUGUUCUUUAAAUAGAAAUCAAUCGAACUUUUCUAACAGGAUGAAAAUCACUGCUAUUUCCACCCCUUAUAAUAACAUAACUCUGGAACUACACAAAAUCACCCUCUAAAAAAAAAAUCACAAAAUCAUCCUCUUAAAAAACAUCUCAAGACCAUAGGAAAAUAGUGUGAUUAAGCUGUACUUUAUAAGUUUUAUUGUCAGCUGACAGCCUCUUCCAAAUUUUAUAUCACAGAGUCUGUAGUUUUGAAAAUUGAGGAAUAAGAAUUUUAUAUUUUUAUUUUUUUUUUUUUCAUAUUGAAAUGCAUGUGAUAUAUUUAUUUCCCUUUAAUCAAGAUUUGGUAGGUAUUUUCUAUUUGUAGGAAAUGUUUAGAGCAAUUAUUAAUGAAGUUCAGGGAAAAAAAAACGCUUUACGGGUACAAGUUGGUCCAUUUACACAAAAUCAUGGGUUUGUUUUAAAAGGUAUUUUUAUAGGAUUGUCAGUGUUGUUACCAUAUUACAGUGGUGGUUUUAAGGGAAAACCAGUGUCAUAGGACUUCUGUCCUUACAUUCCUUUGUGAUGUGAGCAUUCUUUAGGUGAAGUUAGAUUAUACAGCAGUUUCGGGAGUGCUUCCAUUGUUGUAUAUAUCAGAUAUUGACCACAGUGGUACAAAAGAUUUAAAAACAAUAGCUAUUUUUCCCAUCUCUACUCACAGGAAGGUAACAGAUUGCUUAGCAGGGUUUUGAUAAUUUUAGGAAAAGCCAAAUUAAGCUGGUGAAUUUUGUAGUUACAAUAUCAUGGAAAGAUCAAAUAGUAAUUGUUAGCUGGCUGUGACUUGUUUCUGCAUUCUGUUUAAACACAGUGCGACCCCCUAGCAAUUUCUUCAAUGUCGUGUUCUGGGCUGAGUUCCUAGAGGCAGUGCUUAGUGUCUUACUGCUUAGGAUGCACCAAUGUGUAGGUCUCCCAGAGGCAGAGGUGCAGAAAAUAACACUCUUGGUGUGGCAAGAAGGCUUUUUGAAAAUCAGCAUUAACUGCACUUGAAACUUCAACUAAACUGACCGGGUAGUGAUGUGGUUCAUCACUGAGGCUCUUAGCAGGCUGUCUACUAAGUAGAUGAGCUGCUGUGUCUUGUGCAGAUUGCAGUUGAUGUAAUUUCUUUCUGAGUUUGGAGGUUUGUUGAUGAAUAUGAAUUGCGAUAAAAUACCUCAGGAAUUUAUAAAUGUCCGGGAAGUGUUUACGUUAAACUUGGCUCUGAAGGGAUAAAGAGAGCAUUAGAAACUGUGGGGUUAGUCUUGUUUUUUUGGGAAGAAGUUUCUGACCAGACAAUUUGCUUGUAUUUUCUUUGCAACUGCUCAGAGCAUUUAACCUUGCACUUGGUAGCUUGUUUUCCUUCUCUCAGUUUUGUCAAAAAAAGAAAUAAAAUGUUGAUGUUGUCCAAGAACAUCAGUACUUAGCUUUGGCAGUUGUUGGAUUUGAUGUGUGUGCCUCAAAACCAAGAUUCUGUCAGAAACAUGUAAUUUUUAUUUUUUUUAAUUAGAUUUGCAUUCUUAGCAGUGUAUCAGUAAACUUUGGUGCUGUUAAACUGAGACACAAUGUGUUAGAUUUGUGUGAGCUAAGUGUUUCAUCGUUCUGGAAGAUUUCCCUUUGCUGACACACUGGCAGAGGAGUGCCACUAGAUACAUAUUAAUGUGAAAUGACUGUCUCAGGUUCUUUUCUCUUACCCCUGCAAAUACAAGUGCAUUCUACAUUCUUCUAAAUCUUCCAAAUCAUGUGGAGUCUAAUGUGAGUAAAAGGACCCAGCCAGGAGCUAGGAUAUCAUUAAGAAGAGUGAUGUUAAGAUCAGUAAGAAAUUACACAAAAAUAUAUGGGAAAAAUUUGGCAUGGCAAAUAGUCACAUGUAUCGGAAAGGUGGUGUUACUUAGGAAGCUGAAAGUCAAGAACAGCUGUGUGAGUGCUUUGUACUAUAUCACAUUUAUAUACAACAGACCAGCUCUUGAAAUAAAGCAAGGUUAAAUGUACUUUUUAAUAAAAAAUUCUGAAUUGUAAAUAAAAAAGCCACUGAACUAGCACUAUCCCUGCAGUAUGUCUUCUGUGUGCUGCGUACUUAACUAGUGGCACAGGGAUAGUUUAGAUGUUUAAAUUGCUCAGGCCAGGUUACAGUUUUGGUAAUUGUGAAAUAAAGAAGUUUAAGGGUGAACAAAGCACAGGCUUCUUUUACUAGGUGUGAGUAGCUGAAAAUGUGAGGCCACAAUGAGAGAAGGAUGUGCUUCUGGUUCAGUAAGCUGUUACCACCAGUCCUGCUUUUAGUAGUUGCCAGUAGUGGUAUUGAGAGCCUGAGAGUUGGACACAAUCCAGCAGCUUGCAGUGUGAGGAUUUCUUGGGAUGGGAAUGGAAAUGCCUUUCCAGCUACAGCUAGUUAGCCUUGCUUUUGCAGUUCUAAUACCAAAUAUCUGAGCAAUGUAGUUGGGAACCUGUCAGGUAGUAUUUAUCUAUACAUUUUCACUUAAUUGAGUUAGUUAAAUUGAUAAAUAUUCUUGAGAUGAAGUAGCUUGCUUGAGCUUCUGAAUGUUUGUACAUAGCACCUUGAUCCAGAAUAUGGAAGUGCCUAACAUUUAUACAUUGAAAAUAAUUUAAUACUCAUGCCUUUUACAGGCCUGUCAGCUAUCCAGUAUCACAUAUCCUGUAACACAUAAGUUUUGCCACUCAAACAUUUUCAGUUGAUUCUUAUCGUUGUCCUGGCUGCUUAGCACACCUCCCUUCCUCUCACUUGAAGGUGAUUUAGGUGAUGAUGUAAGACUCCAAAAGUUAUAUCCUGUGAAAGAGAACUUCACAAAACUCUGGCCUGAUACCUGCCAACAUUCUAAGAACUUCUUUAGUUCUUCUUCUUGAGUGGGCAUUGUAAUUUUUAUUACUUGUUAUGCAGUUAGCAGUGAAGUGUUGUGGCAGUACUGUGUGCUGGCACAGAAACAUCAAAUCUGCUUUUGUGUGGUUUUCCACACAAAAGUCAAUAAUGUAGUUUAAAAAAAAAUAAAAAUUGUCAAAAUCCACUGACAUCUGUGGAAACAAUACAGCGUGUAGAGUCCCAGUUGCCUGGAACAGACUCAUAUUUUUAUGUAAUCCUUCACUAAAAGAUUGCAGAAAAAGAAACUUCCAUGAGAAGACCUGUUUUUCUCAGGGUUAGGAAAAAGAAGUUGCUCUGAAGUGGUUCCAUGUAAACAGUUGAGUUUAUAUAUAUUGAGUUUAUAAGUAAGACAUCUACUUGGUUCAAAUUAAUAUUUUCAGCACACCUUAAAAAAACCAAAAUCCCAAAAAGCAAAAACACAACCAAAAUGACAAUCCAAAGACAAAGCACCUUCUAUCUCAGGAAAAGAUGACCUGUGCAGAUUCCUCAAGGGUGAUAUUUUUUUAUAGUUCAGUCCUUUAUGAAUAACUAUUGUUUAUUAAUAGUCUUUCUGUAUUCUCUAAAUGGAUGCAAUAAUUGGGCUGAAAUCUGUAAUGAAAUUCCUGUAAAUAUGUACAUUUUUUUAUAUAUGUAAAUAAAAAAAUUAUGAAGAAAAA